Carya illinoinensis is the source of this 651-nucleotide messenger RNA. RefSeq names its product auxin-responsive protein SAUR36-like. The transcript has a single exon. The coding region runs from base 1 to 555 and encodes 184 amino acids. The record is from RefSeq and is a predicted model, not a curated record. Lineage: Eukaryota; Viridiplantae; Streptophyta; Magnoliopsida; Fagales; Juglandaceae. Gene Ontology annotation, biological process: response to auxin.
AUGGAUUCAAACAAAUCCAACAAGUCUAACAAGAUCAGAGAUAUUGUCAAGCUUCAACCGAUCCUCAAGAAAUGGAAAAAGCUUGCAAAUGCUACAAAAAACAGCUCUAAUUCUAUUUCUUCUGCUACUUCCAGCUGUAGUAUUAGCAGUACCAUUAGCAAUGGCAGUAAGAGAAUCAAAUUCCUGAAGAGAACACACUCCUUCUCAGAUGUUUCGGGGGCUUCCAAUGAUGUCGUGCCAAAAGGCUUUCUUGCCGUUUGUGUAGGGAAGGAGCUGAAGAGAUUCAUCAUCCCAACACACUACUUGGGUCACCUAGCAUUUGGGAUGUUACUGCGAGAAGCCGAAGAAGAAUUUGGCUUUCAGCAAGAAGGAGUGCUCAAGAUUCCCUCCCAAGUGUCUAUGUUUGAGAAAAUCUUGAAGGUGGUUGAAGAGAAAAGAGAGGCACUUUACCUGCAUGAUCAGCUUGGUUUCGAUGCAGACAAGGAAAAGAUUGGGUGCUACUCACCAGAUCAUUGUGAGCUUACACCUUCCCAGCAUCCUCAAAUGUGUAGAUGAUUUACUGAUCUUGAUUUUUCAUCAUUAUCACCAGAUCUUUUUCCUUUUCUUUUCCCUCGAUGUUGUGUGAAUGCAAUGUAAUGAGGAGACGAGAGA